Molecule: messenger RNA, 2805 nt
Organism: Solanum dulcamara
Lineage: Eukaryota; Viridiplantae; Streptophyta; Magnoliopsida; Solanales; Solanaceae
Product: serine/threonine-protein kinase VIK-like
Exons: 19
Coding region: 1262-2530 (422 amino acids)
Biological process (GO): protein phosphorylation
Molecular function (GO): protein binding; protein kinase activity; ATP binding
Source: RefSeq, a predicted model, not a curated record
UUUCCUGAUACACCUCCCUCCUCGGCGGAAAGAAGUCUCUCCGUGCGCCGCCGGAGGAAGAAAUUACAAACAUGGCAGAGAAAGAGUUAUUGAAGUAUAGAUUUAACAACACGAAGCUUCUAGAAGAACACCUUACUCACUCUUCCUGUCCUAAUUCAGCUUCUAAUUACCAGUGGCUGGCGUUCAUCGGCGACGCCGUUCUCGGCAUAGCUAUUUUCAGUUAUUUCUUCGUGACUUACCCUGACGUUGAUUGUGGUAAGCUAACUGACCUUGCUAGAGUUGCCGUCUGGCACGGCCUCUAAAGGUACCUCCGCCGCGGUUCGGCAAUCCUGGAUGAAAAGGUGAAGGAAUUCGUGAUAACAGUGCAAUAGGAGGAGGAGAUGGAGUUCUAUGGAGGAAUGAUAAAAGCGCCAAAGGUUCUUGCAGACAUUGUGGAGUCGGUACUGGGGGUUGUAUAUUUGGAUUGUGACUUUGAUGUGAAUUCUGUCUGGGUGAAGAGGGAACUUUUCCAGGAUUUGGCCCCGUUAUUGUGGCACUCAUUUGGUAGUAUCUCUGCAUUCCUACAGAAGAAAGUUUCUAUCUACCCUGUUUUUUCGCCACCAAUCCCGACUCCUGCACAAUCCAAUGGAGUUUGUAAUGUACUAGCACUUCUUCAGUCAAUGAUGUCCAUAAAGUGGAAGAAAUGAAGAUUACUUGUUUGUGGCGUUAGGUUCAUUGAAGCGCUGGCUGGUGCAACACAAGAAUGUUGUCUUAGAUAACUACUCCAGCCCCAUAUUAUUCAUCAUAUAUUCCUUUGUAUCUGUACCCCUUUCUUAAUACAACAAGCAAGUCAACACCUCUUCAAUAUUUGAGGCUUACAAGUUUAGGUGUCAUUGGUGCCCUCGUGAAGGUAGAUGACACUGAAGUUAUUAGUUUUCUUGUUUCGACGGAGAUAAUUCCGCAUUGCUUGUGCACGAUGGAGAUGGGGAGUGAACUAUCAAAAAACAGUUUGUGGUUCCCCAAAGCCAUUUUCCAAUUACAUCCUCCCUUGAGUUGAUUAGAUUUUCGUGCAUCUAAUUAAUUCAUGCUGACAGGUUGCAACUUUCAUUUUGUAAAAAAUCCUUCUAGAUGAUGUGGGUCUGGAUUACAUCUGUAACACAUCAGAAAGGUUUUUUGAAGUAGCCCAUGUUUUAGGGAAUAUGGUUGGUGCUUUAGCUGAACAACCUUCAUCAAGAUUGCUGAAACACAUAAUCAGGUGCUAUCUUCGUUUAUCAGAUGAUCCAUGGGUUCUACAGUCUGUUUCCUCAUCAUGGACGACAACGAGCUUCAUUUGUCUCCUCCCGAGCAGAUGCUACCUCAAAGAAUGGACUCAGGAGGUCCUUAUCGUCUUCUGCACUGUUCAGGUCUUGGUGACAAAGAGGGAGUGAUGCAAGAGCUUGAGAAAGGAGUGGAACCCAAUUUGGUUGACUAUGAUAAGAGAACAGCACUUCAUUUAGCUGCCUCCGAAGGUUGUGAAGAGAUUGUUGUUCUACUUCUUAAGAAAGGAGCAGAUGUGAACUCCACAGAUCGCUGGGGUCGAACUCCACUCUCCGAUGCCCGUAACUUUGGUCAUGAGGAUGUCUGCAAGAUUCUAGAGGCCCAUCAUGGUUAUGAUCCGUUGGGUGAUUCUGAUACACCAUGUUGUAUGAUUGGUCAUAGUGAAGUGGACAUGAAGGAUGCAACUCUUAUUGGAGAAGGCGCAUAUGGUGAAGUUUAUUUAGUAAAGUGGCGCGGUACAGAAGUUGCCGCAAAAACCAUUCGCGCUUCCAUUGCAUCAAACCCAAUGGUGAAGAACGCUUUUUUGAAGGAAUUAGCAUUGUGGCAAAAGUUGCGCCAUCCCAAUAUUGUGCAGUUUCUCGGGGUUCUAAAGCAAUCUGAUCGAUUGAUCUUUCUCACUGAGUAUCUUCGAAAUGGAAGCUUGUAUGACCAAUUGAGAAAGAAAGGAAGACUUGAUCCACUGACAGCAGUUGCUUAUGCAUUAGAUAUUGCAAGAGGAAUGAAUUAUCUACAUCAGCAUAAGCCUCAUGCUAUUAUCCAUAGGGAUUUGACUCCUAGAAAUGUAUUGCAGGGUGAAGCAGGGCAUCUUAAAGUCACAGACUUUGGACUCAGUAAAAUUGCACAACAGAAGGAUUCUUAUGGUUACAAAAUGACUGGAGGGACUGGAUCAUAUCGAUACAUGGCUCCAGAAGUUUACCGUCGAGAAUCAUAUGGGAAGAGUGUUGAUGUUUUUUCAUUUGCUCUAAUCGUCCACGAGAUGUUCCUAGGAGGACCAUCAAAUAGGGAGGAAUCUGCAGAGCAAGUGGCAGAUAAGACAGCAUACGAGGAUUAUCGGCCACAUCUCGCGUCAUACAUAUUUCCUGAGCAAAUCAAGACGUUGCUUCGUGAAUGCUGGCACAAGAACCCUGAUCGUAGACCCUCAUUUCAAGAAAUAAUUGAUCGUCUUGAGAAAAUCCACGAGUCUAUGCAGGAUAAGAUAGUCUUGGGAACAUUCUGUAGCUGUACGAUAUUAUAAGUUGAAUCUUCUGAAGCUGGUCUGAUGUAUCACAUAUUGCAUUGCAUUUCAUUUCAUUUCAUUUCAUUUCUCUGGUUACGAAGGAGCUUCUGCAUAGCCCUUUCAGAUUUGAAGAAUACAUAAAUAACGUGAGUUUGCAGCAAAUUUUGUCAGAGUUUAACUUGUAUACACCGGCAGUGGUACACUAAUGUUAUUUUACCUUUAAUAACAACUUAUUUAUCAUGUUUUGCCGGUUACUAACCCAUGCUUGCCAUGAAAAGUUACAUGUAAUUCAC